AUGGUCAUCCAAUCCUAUUCCGGGGAGAUCGUCGGUCGGGUGGAGAAGAGGGGACUGGCCGAAGUGGAAUACAGCACGGAGUAUGGAUGCCAACCAAAUUCGCGAGCUCGUACCGGUGCUAUUGGUGCGACAGGGUCUGGCUCCCCUCUCGGGAAGAGGAUGGUUGGGUCUGGAAUGCACACAGGUCCACCGGUACUAGGGGAUGCGUAG
Messenger RNA from Penicillium mononematosum, 210 nucleotides. RefSeq lists its product as uncharacterized. The record is from RefSeq and is a predicted model, not a curated record. The transcript has a single exon. The coding region runs from base 1 to 210 and encodes 69 amino acids. NCBI's taxonomy places the organism in Eukaryota, Fungi, Ascomycota, Eurotiomycetes, Eurotiales, Aspergillaceae.